This is a messenger RNA of Hipposideros armiger (great roundleaf bat), 1867 nucleotides long. It is a transcript of the gene QPRT, whose product is annotated as quinolinate phosphoribosyltransferase. Gene Ontology annotation, molecular function: nicotinate-nucleotide diphosphorylase (carboxylating) activity. Gene Ontology annotation, biological process: NAD+ biosynthetic process; quinolinate catabolic process. The record is from RefSeq and is a predicted model, not a curated record. The transcript has 4 exons. Lineage: Eukaryota; Metazoa; Chordata; Mammalia; Chiroptera; Hipposideridae. Gene Ontology annotation, cellular component: cytoplasm. The coding region runs from base 721 to 1647 and encodes 308 amino acids.
CUCAUAAAAAUUCUCUAAAGGUGUGGAUGUUUCUUAAGUCGACAACACGCAGUUUCCCAUGAAGGAAUGGAGGCCCGGCAGUUCUUGAGCAGAAAUUUGCCAAAAGUCCAAAUGCAGCUUACUGGCAGUUUCCCAGUUUUUCUGUCCAGAAGUCCAGCUCCGAUCUGCCGGUGCCUUUAAAGUACCUCAGGGGAAAGGAAGGCCAGGGAAGUGGACAGUGUUGUUUCUGCUCUGUGUCACUCGCAGUUCACUUAAUUCCUGUUUGAACCCAAGAGGUAGGUACUACCCCAUUUCACAGAGAAGGAAACUGAGGUGCAGAAAAAGGUUAAAAAGGUACUUGAGAUAAAAAAGGAUGGAAUUAGGAUUUGAACCCAGGUCUAAGGCCCCAAUUUUCCUAGUGCACCAGCAAAAAAGCUUUCCAGCCCUGGCAAGGGAGCACAUUUUUGCUUUCAUGGCCUUGCACCUCCGGGAGAGCUUGGUGUGUGGGGAAAGCAGGGCUUCUGGCUCAGAGAGGAGAGUUACACAACAGAGCUCCCCCUCUGAGUGUGGAAAACAGACCAGGUAAGUACAGCUGCAAGGGUUCUGGAUGAGGGCAGGAAGGAGUCCCAGAGAACCUGGGAAGAGCUGAUGGGGGCUGGUUAGACUGGCUCCUCCCUUCCCUCCCUCUGGCAGCCCCACCCCCAGCCUCAGGUCUCUGGGAACUUAGGAUCUGAGCAGCUGAUGCAAGCUGAGCAGCUCCAAGCUGUCAUGGACCCUGAAGGCCUGGCGCUGCUGCUGCCCCCUACCACUCUGGCCGCCCUGGCCGCCAGCUGGCUCCAAGAGGACUGUCCUGGCCUCAACUACGCAGCCUUGGUCACAGGGGCAGCCCCCUCGCAGGCAGUGCUGUGGGCCAAAUCCCCCGGGGUCCUGGCUGGGAGGCCUUUCUUCGAUGCCAUCUUUGCCCAAGCCAACUGCCAGGUCUCCUGGUUUCUCCCUGAGGGCUCAAAGCUGGAGCCUGUGGCCAAGGUGGCCGAGGUCCGGGGCCCCGCCCACUGCCUGCUGCUGGGCGAGCGGGUGGCCCUUAACACGCUCGCCCGCUGCAGUGGAGUUGCCAGCUCUGCUGCUGCUGCAGUGGCGGCCGCCAGGGGGACCGGCUGGGCCGGGCAUGUGGCGGGCACGAGGAAGACCACGCCAGGCUUCCGGCUGGUAGAGAAGUAUGGGCUCCUCGUAGGUGGGGCCGCCCCCCACCGCUACGACCUGGGAGGGCUCGUGAUGGUGAAGGACAACCAUGUCAUGGCAGCCGGUGGUGUGAAAAAGGCGGUGCGAGGGGCCCGUCGGGCAGCCGAUUUUGCCCUAAAGGUGGAGGUGGAGUGCAGCAGCCUACAGGAGGCCUUGGAGGCGGCAGAGGAAGGAGCGGAUCUCAUCUUGUUGGACAAUUUCAGGCCGGAGGAGCUGCACCCCACGGCUGAAGUGCUGAAGGCCCGGUUCCCGAGCGUGGGUGUAGAGGCCAGCGGGGGCAUCACGCUGGGCAACCUCCCUCAGUUCUGUGGGCCACACAUCGAUGUCAUCUCUUUGGGGCUGCUGACCCAGGCUUCCCCGGCCCUGGACUUCUCCCUCAAGCUGUUUGCUGAAGGGGCCACUCCAGUGCCCCACGCCCGCCAGUCCUAAAGCCCAAGAGGAUGGCACUGGUAAUGGGAUAACAUGGUUUCCUGAGACCCUCAAGGUCAUAUAUCUUUCAGAACAGUGGCCAACGGGACACUCGCAGUGUUAGCCUGGGCGAACAUCUGACUCUGCCACUUACUGCUGUGUAACGCCGAAGGGCUGACUUCACCUCUGUCCACCUCAGGUUCCUAAUCUGUAAAAUGUGUCUAAUAAAUGAUCAACCCUA